CUAGAAUGCGCCAUAGAAGCGGUUUACAUUACAACAGCAAUAGGCACAGUGUGUCAACACUUCUCCUACAGCUAGAUACGUCAAGUUUUUAGCAGCCACCCUCGCCAUGGACGCGCUAUCUGUUGCUGCUUUUGAGGAGCGCGCUGCCACUGCUGAGGCUCGCUUGAGUGCCCUGGAGUCGCUUCUAUCUUCGGGGGCAGGGCCGGCUGAUUCGGCGGCGCUUACGGAGCUGCGCGCGCUGCUGGUGGCUGCCAAGGAGGAGUCGGAGAAGGAGGCGGUGCAGCGGAAAUCGUUGGAGGACGAGGUCGCCAAGCUGCGGUACCAGGUGCUGCAUCUGAAGCGCGCGGUGCGGGAACUGGAGGCGCAGCACACACCCGCGACCCGCUAGGCGCCCGGGGGCCCAGCCGGAGGGGCGGAGCGCGGUUUGAGGAGGGAGUGUUAUGUGUGUGUGUGUGUGUGUUGUAUGGGGGGGGUAACCGCCAGGUGGACCGCCUGCAGCUGGUGCCCCCGGGCUGAUGAGGGCUUGGGCCCGGGGGGGGGGGCAGGGGCGGCGACGGCGGCGCGGUUGGCCCUUGGUGGCGCUCAGCGCUGAGCCGUGAGUGGGUGGGUGCCGCAUCGCACCGCAGCGCGACGCACCGCACGGCGCCGCAGGGCAGCAGCUGUGAGGGUAUGGCGGUGAAGGCUGUUGGGCGGUAGUGAUGGUGGAUGUGACGACUGUGGGGUGUCCUAGUGGGCUGCCGUCGGACGGGGUUGUUGCCUUCUGGCGUGCCGGUGGUGCGUCACGGCCUGUGUGGCAGUAUGGAGUUGCGAGAAGCAAAGGGACCCGAUGUGCACUGGACUGCACUGCAAGCUGCCGGAACAGUUACGCACGCACUGUUGGGCUGAAUGCGCUGUGUUUAUGGAGCGGUGCGUGGGGCGCCCGCCGCUGGCGGCAGAAAGGGAUGUGGGGUGGCAGUGAGCAUGUGUGAGUGGGGGGGAUUCGCGGCCUGUGGUGUGACUCUCUCAGCAGGCCGGCUGGAUAGCUGACACCGGGUGGUGACAGCGGCACGUGCAGGUGCAUGGUGCACGGGUGCAGGUGUAGGUGUAGGUGCGGGUGUAGGUGCGGGUGCACGUGCAGCUGUGGGUGUGGGUGUAGGUGCAGGUGCUUGAGCCUCAGGGGUCGGAUCUUGUUUUGGGGGUAAUGUCUAGCUCCAGACAAAAACGGCCGGGUGGCCGCCGUCAUUUGUCUGGGCACAUGGCGGUUUGGGGCUUCACCAUAGGAAUUCGGACAAAACCCGCCCCAAACCCGGGCCAACAAAGUCUCACCCCAGACAUUAGCCCCCGGGAGGAAUGUCUAGGAAACGGCCAAAAUGGCCAAUUAAUGUCUGGAGACAUUAAGAUAGGAGCCCUGGAGACAUUAAGAUAGGAGCCCUCGAGGCUCAAUGAGCCUCGAGGUGGUCCUGCCACCAGCGGCUGGACCUAGGAGCAGUUGCAGACAUGUGCAGCGAGGCGCGGAGGCGGCUGCGGCCCUCGAGUCCUGGGUGGUGCAAUGCUCAGCACGCACUCAGCACGCCAGGGGAGCACGCACUGUGUGCUGAAGGCCACACCCUGAGGCACACGCCCACACACCCUCGCACCGUGUACGGUCUGGCGCACCACCUACCAAUUUAUGUGUGUGUGAUGUACCCGCAGAGCCGCGACAAGUGUUUGCUCAGCCUUUGACUAUCUGGCUCUGUAUCAGUGCUCCAGUCCCACACUUCGAUGACUUCAGAACAUCAUUUGCCCUUGGUGCACGCGCAGAGUCGAGAUGUAACUGUUGAUGAAC
Molecule: messenger RNA, 1804 nt
Organism: Chlamydomonas reinhardtii
Lineage: Eukaryota; Viridiplantae; Chlorophyta; Chlorophyceae; Chlamydomonadales; Chlamydomonadaceae
Exons: 3
Coding region: 107-388 (93 amino acids)
Source: RefSeq, a predicted model, not a curated record